Colletotrichum higginsianum IMI 349063 is the source of this 927-nucleotide messenger RNA. RefSeq names its product RTA1 like protein. The record is from RefSeq and is a predicted model, not a curated record. The coding region runs from base 1 to 927 and encodes 308 amino acids. Gene Ontology annotation, cellular component: fungal-type vacuole; plasma membrane. The transcript has 3 exons. NCBI's taxonomy places the organism in Eukaryota, Fungi, Ascomycota, Sordariomycetes, Glomerellales, Glomerellaceae.
AUGUCCGGCCCGCCGCCCCCUCUGCCGUCCAACCUCGUCUUCUUCGGCCCCUCGGCCAACUGCACCCUCGACCUCUGCCCCAUCGAGUACAGCCUCUACAAGUACCGCCCAAACCUCGCCGUCAAUGCCCUGUUCCUCGCCCUCUUCGCCCUCGCCGGCGCUGUCCACGUCUAUCUCGGCGUCCGCUGGCGCUCCUGGUGGUUCAUGGCCUUCAUGCUCGCCGGCUGCCUCAGCGAGAUCGUCGGCUACGUCGGCCGCAUCAUCAUGUAUAACAACCCCUUCGAAUUCGUCGCCUUCAUGCUCCAGAUCGUCUUCAUCACGAGCGGGCCCGUCUACUACACCGCCGCCAUCUACGUGACUAUUUCCAAGACCAUCGAAUCCUUCGCACCGGAGCUCUCCCGGAUCCCCACGAAGGUCAUCUAUUGGCUCUUCAUCUCCUUCGACCUCUUCUGCCUCGUUCUCCAGGCCGCCGGCGGCGCGCUCAGCACCACGUCCCGCGGCAGCUCCGACGUUGGCAUCGACCUCGCCAUGGCCGGCCUCGUCAUCCAGGUCGUCGUGCUGGUGGCCUUCUGCACGCUCUUCGCGGACUACAUGUUCCGCUACACGCGCUCCACCGCCGCGCGCAGGCUGACGCGCCGCGAGAAGGUCUUCUUCGGCUUCCUGGCGCUGGCCAUCGUGCUGAUCCUGGCGCGGUGCGCGUACCGCGUCGACGAACUCAGCGAGGGGUACUCGGACUCGGACAAGAUCACGGACGAGGGCCUGUUCAUUGGGCUCGAGGGAGUUCUCAUCAUCUGCGCCGUGUUCGCGCUGUGCAUCGGACACCCUGGACUGGUCUUUGGAAAGAACAAGGCGACGGACGGAGAGAGAAAGGGGUCGACCGUCGAGAGCGGCGUCGAGAGCGGCAUUGCGGUGACGGAGCGGAAGUGA